Mesocestoides corti is the source of this 228-nucleotide messenger RNA. The record is from the annotation of a GenBank genome assembly. Lineage: Eukaryota; Metazoa; Platyhelminthes; Cestoda; Cyclophyllidea; Mesocestoididae.
AUGCAUCGACUUAAGGAAAACAAUAAGGGAAGAGUGAUCUCAUUCAAGUUAUGGCGUCCGCUCGCGACAGGACGCCAGCCAGCUGCCGCGCUUCACUGGCGGUUCUGUCUAAGCGCCGUAGCCAUUCAUCGCGAAGGCGCGCCUACAUUCCUGUGGGUUGAGGAACAACUCAUUGUAAACAUCCGACUUUGGAAGUCCAUCCGCAUCCUCCAUAUUGUCCAGACCUGA